UGACUACGCCUGCCGAGGCACGGAAGCAGCCGUAUUGUAUGGGAGGAAGGAGGCGCUUCUGUCUUGCUUCCUGGGCUGCACGUGUAGGGGUAUGUGCACGUGUACACGUGUCACUGAUGAUGGGGUUGCCAACGAAGAACGUUCUCGGGCAAUUGGACCUGACGCCGGGCAAACCUCCUUCGUACAGAUAGGUCUUCCUGCCAAAACCUGCUUGUUCUCUCCCCUGUAUGACGUCAUGCCCGCGUUGCUCUUUACGAGUGAGGCCAGCCUGGCCAGGGAGAUUAGGCUGGGUUAUGUAAAUUAGGAGCGCACGUAGGGACUGGCGUUUCGGAAUGAGGACUUCGGGGAUGAAAUCUAUCCCAUCUAUAUUGGCAACAGUUGGCACACUCAAACAAUGGCAUCAGAAGAUAUAACUAAGCUUGCAGAAUCACUUGCUAAAACCCAAGUGGGUGGAGGUCAGCUGAGCUUUAAAGGCAAAAGUUUGAAACUCAAUACUGCAGAAGAUGCUGAAGAGGUGAUCAAAGAGAUUGAGGAGUUUGAUGGGCUAGAAGCCCUGCGUUUGGAAGGAAAUACUGUGGGGGUUGAAGCAGCAAAAGUCAUUGCCAAGGCUCUGGAGAACAAAUCUCAGCUCAAGAGGUGUCAUUGGAGUGAUAUGUUCACCGGGAGACUGAGAUCUGAGAUUCCCCCUGCUUUGAUUUCUCUUGGAGAAGCCCUCAUUUCUGCUGGCUGCCAACUUGUAGAGCUGGAUCUGAGUGAUAAUGCCUUUGGACCAGAUGGAGUCCGUGGAUUUGAGGCAUUGCUGAAGAGUCCUACCUGUUUUACUCUGCAGGAACUCAAGUUAAACAACUGUGGCAUGGGCAUUGGUGGUGGAAAGAUCUUAGCAGGAGCUCUGAAAGAAUGUCACAGGAAAUCAACUGCUCGAAGCAAGCCAUUGGCUCUGAAAGUAUUUAUGGCUGGCAGAAACCGUCUGGAAAAUGAUGGUGCAACUGCUCUUGCUGAGGCAUUUGCAGUGAUUGGGACUUUGGAAGAAGUUCAUAUGCCACAGAAUGGAAUCACUCAUCCAGGAAUUACAGCCUUAGCUGAGGCCUUUGCUGUCAAUCCCCUGCUGAGAGUGAUUAAUUUGAAUGAUAAUACUUUCACUGAGAAGGGAGCUGUGGCUAUGGCAGAAACCUUAAAGAAACUCCGCCAAGUGGAAACAAUCAACUUUGGGGAUUGUCUGGUGCGUUCAAAAGGUGCUGUUGCCAUUGCUGAAGCUGUCAGUGAAGGUCUUCAUAAACUAAAGGAACUCAACUUAUCCUUCUGUGAGAUCAAGUUAGAUGCUGCACUUAUAAUUGCUGAGGCUACUGAGGACAAGUCACUGUUGGAGAAGUUAGAUCUCAAUGGCAAUUAUUUUGGAGGAGAAGGCUGUGAACAGCUCCAGGAGAUUCUUGAAAGUUUCAAUAUGGCAGAUGUCCUAGGCUCCCUGAGUGAUGAUGAUGGAGAAAAUGGAGAAGAGGAGGAAGAGGAAGAAGAAGAGGAAGAGGAGGAGGAGGAAGAGGAGGAGGAAGAAGAAGAGGAGGAGGAGGAGGAGGAGGAGGAAGAAGAGCCUCUUCAGGUGCAGGAGAGGGGGCAGGGAGAACAAGAACCCCUUACACCUAAAAAAAUCUUAAAGGAACAUGAUUCUACACCACUAUCUUCUCCUUCUCUUCCUCCUGUUGAUGUUGGCACCUUUCUAGCUUUCCCAUCUCCAGAGAAAUUGUUGCGACUUGGCCCCAAGUGUUCGACUUUGAUAACUCAGCAGACAGACACAUCUGACACAGAAAAAGUUGUUACUGUUUUCCUUAAGAUCUCUUCUGUCUUCAAAGAUGAGACAGUAGUAAAAACAGCAGUGACUGAAACAACAGAUGCCUUGAUGAGAGAAGCUUUUUCAUCAGCCAACUUCAAUUCUGAUGCUUUCAUAACAAGUGUAUUGAUUCACAUGGGAUUGCUAAAGAGUGAAGAGAAAAUCAGGGCUGUUCCGAGUCUUUAUGGCCCUCUAAUGACACUGAACCAUGUGGUCCAGCAGGAUUAUUUUCCUAAGUCCCUUGUCCCAAUUCUCUUGGCCUUUGUCACAAAGCCUAACCGUGCUUUGGAUUCCUGCUCUUUUGCUCGACACUUGCUAUUACAGACACUUCACCAGUUGUAACACAGAGGCCGUGGUACACUCUCUCACCCAAAGACUACCAGGAGAACAUGUUGAGAUGAACCCUAAGGGGGAAAUGUGCCUACUUGGUCACUGAGGCAUAGGAUGUCUGGCUGUGUUUCUGUUAUAAACUUGGAGGAACUUUGCCAUGUGUUUUUUAAUGUUUCUGUUUGUUGUUUUUAAACUGUCUGUUUCCAAAAUGAACUCUGCCCUCCCAGGAAUCUUUUCCCCCUUUCUUGUUUUGUUUUGUUUUUCUCAGUUAGUUUUGUCUUGGUUACUUUUUUUAAUCCAGGACUUCUGUUUCUCGUUCAUUGUUCUUGAGGUUUAGAACAUCUCCAAAUACAUUUGUUGGACUACUCUUCGGAGGUAACAGCAAAGGUCUGAAGCUUCCUUGCAAGUGCAUUAUGCUAUGAGCCUAGUGGGGAGGUGGUUUUCUUCCAGAUGCAGGCCAUCACAAGACAUGUUUAUUAUUUCUUGCUCUUAGUUUCAGGCUAUUCUGUGGCAAUGUAGUAUAUUUUUUUUGACCAAGGAUAUUUCAUAUGGAAUCCUUCACCACUACUCAUUGAGCUAAUAAGCUCAAUAAUCCUUCACCAUUACUCAUUUCCACUAAUAAGAUUACUGGUGGCCUGCAAAUGACUGUUAGUGAAAAUUGCCUUACAAAUAUAAAUCUGCCUAAUUAAAAUAGUAGUUCAGAAUAAAUGUAAUCAAUUUUGACUGUUCUUGAGUUUUAUUUCCCUCUCUUUUUCUUCCUGGUCCUUUGGAAAUGGGAAAAAAAUGGUGAAGAUGAAGAAGAGAGACCUUUAUCAAAAGGUCUACUUUUCUGCUGUGCUAGUUAAUACCUGUAAGUCUAAUAAGUUCCUGUUAUCCUCCAUUUAAUUUUCAUUUUUAUAUUUCAAAAUCAUAAUAUUUUCCCAUUUGUGUUCUUCUCUUUUAUGAGCUGCUUUAAAGCCUGACCAGAGAAGAUCAUGUUGCAAACUGUCCUUGGUUAAUGGGUGUUUAUUUGCUUAUUAAAAUUAAAAGAAGACAAAUCUCUAAGCAAAUGUCCAAGAAAACAACAAAAUUAGUCAGCUACCAGUCAUUUCUUGAGAUUUGCACAUUGUCCUAUUCUGAUUAGGUUAUCUGAACAAGAGUCUUUGGAAGUAAGGGACUGUACUUCUAUAAAUGGUGUUCCCUAAUGUAUAUACUGCAAAUGCUAACUUUUCCAAAAGCUCUAUUUUUUUCUCUCCAUUUGUAAUUUCUCGUGUUUUGAGGAAAUGGUUGUUUUCCAGCUGGUGUUCAAAUUUUGUUUCCCACCUAGAUGGCAAUAGCUAGUCAACUAUAGUCAACCUUGAAAAAGCUAAGUGAGAUUCUGAGUACUUAAAUGGGAGUUUACCAGGAUAAUUCCAGAGGUUUAGGCUAGACUAAUAGAUUGAAAAUAAAAAAGCAAUGGCAUUUUUCUAUUGUUACCAAUCUAUCUAAAAUAAGUUUAGCUUUUGAUAGAAACAUUAAACUACUGGCUGAUUGAUACAGUCGAUAAACUUUACUCUAUUCAAGUAAUAUGACAGCUUCUUUCCCUCUUCUCAUCCUAAAAAAAAAAAAAAAACAGUUCAUGAAUAAAACAAUUCUUGAAAAAGAUAAAAGUCCAUUGGAGCAGAGCAUGCAUGUUUCCAAAAUGGCAAUCUGAAAUCAGGUGGACUCUGCCCAUUCUAUGUAAUAAAUAUUUAUCCCAUUUCUAAAAAUAGUUGCAAAACUGUUCCAAAAGAUAAGUUGGAUAAGCACGUUAAACAGAACAAUGAACAUCCUGGUCAGUGGUACCUUUAUUGUUGUAUAUCUGCUUUUAUUGCAAUGGUAGGAGUGUUGAAUGGUAGGAAAAUUUGAGCUUCUCUAGCAUAACUGGAAAAGCAAAGUAAGUGCAAUUGCUUUUUCACAAAGUCUGUUUAUAUACUUUUUCUAAAGCUGAAGUUACAGUUGCUCAAGGCUCCCUUUCAUUUAAAGAAAUAAAAAAGUCAAAUUUUGGAUUUCCAGCAAAAUCAUAGGAGUUUGGUCUUGCAUAAGCUGAAAUUUAGUUUCAAAUUGUAAAAGCCUAAGCUGCAAUACUUUUGAAAAAAUUAAAAUACCAAUUUACAGUAUUCAAACAAGUAACUAUACCAUUACUAAUUAGCUGCAGGCAAUCUGCCUUCAAGGCUUUAGUUUAGGUAACUAAAAUGGCAACUGAAGAGAUAAAUGCUAUGCUAUCUUUUCUGCUUGUCUAAUUUAUUAAAAUGUCUGUGUCAUUUGUUGAUCAAUAUAUAAGUAAUUUAGAUAUACUUUAAGCUACGAUUGUGCAAAAACAAAUUAACAGAUAAAUAGUUCUGUUUUGUUCCAUAAGUAAUAAUGUAGCUUUGUUCAAGUAAAUCUUCAAUAAAUGGAUAGGAUUGA
This is a messenger RNA of Crotalus tigris (Tiger rattlesnake), 4558 nucleotides long. It is a transcript of the gene RANGAP1, whose product is annotated as Ran GTPase activating protein 1. Gene Ontology annotation, molecular function: GTPase activator activity; small GTPase binding. Gene Ontology annotation, cellular component: nucleus; perinuclear region of cytoplasm; cytosol. The record is from RefSeq and is a predicted model, not a curated record. Lineage: Eukaryota; Metazoa; Chordata; Lepidosauria; Squamata; Viperidae. Bases 395 to 2164 code for a protein of 589 amino acids. Gene Ontology annotation, biological process: signal transduction; activation of GTPase activity; nucleocytoplasmic transport. The transcript has 16 exons.